AUGAACGGGAACGAGUGCUGGGGGUCCGCGGGAUUGUCCCGGGAUGCUCGCGAUCCGGACAGCCCGGUGCCCCCGCCGCUGCCGCGGCCCGUGCCCGCGGGCCGGGCACGCUCGGAGCCCGCAGCCAGCCCCGGUCCCCGCCCGGCUCCCCGCGGCCACCGAGCCCCGCCCGGGGAGGCUCCGGAGCGCUCCGUGCCCGCGGCGCUGCACCCCCUCUCCCCAGAGCCGCGCUCCGGCAGCGACAUCGUCCAUCCCAUCAAGGUCGACGAGAGCGGAGCCUUCCUGUCCUACGACUUGUCGCACCGGGCGCUCCACCGGAGAUCUCCGGCCUCCAGGAGCCAGCUCCCCGCCUUCUACGAGCUGCAGUACAGGGGGCAAGCCCUGAAAUUCAACCUGAGCCUCAACAGGCACCUGCUGGCCCCGGGCUUUGUCAGCGAGCGCCGUUUCGGGGGCAUCGCGGGCGCCAAGAUCCGGCCGCGCUCCCACAACCCGUGCCACAUGAUCGGGGAGGUGCGGGGCCCGCGGCAGGCGGGGCUGGCUGCCCUCAGCACCUGCGACGGCCUGAAAGGAGUGUUUCAGCUCAUGGACGAGGACUAUUUCAUUGAGCCGGUGUCCAGCAGCCGCCGGGAGGAGGGGGCAGCCCAGCCCCACAGGAUCUACAAGCGCCAGGUGCCCGAGGCCAGGGCCGCGCAGGGCAGGAGCCCCCCGGCCCCGCGGGAGCCCUGCGGCGUGCCAGAGUCUCAGGAGAGCCUGGAGCGGUCUGAGGGGCGCAGGGAGCGGUGGGAGCAGAAGCAGCACAGGAGGAGGAGGAGGAGGAGGAUCAAGCAGCGCUCCAUCAGCAGGGAGAAGUGGGUGGAGACGCUGGUGGUGGCAGACACCAAGAUGGUGGAGUUCCACGGCAGUGCCAACAUCGAGAAGUACGUGCUGACCGUCAUGAACAUGGUGGCAGGGCUGUUCCACCACGCCAGCAUCGGGAACCCCAUCAACAUCGCCAUAGUGCGGCUGAUCCUGCUGGAGCACGAGGAGGAGGACCUGAAGAUCUCCCACCACGCAGACAACACCUUGAAAAGCUUCUGCAAGUGGCAGAAGAGCAUCAACGUGAAGGGAGACUCACACCCCCUGCACCACGACGUGGCCGUGCUGCUCACCAGGAAGGACAUCUGUGCUGCCAUGAACAGGCCCUGUGAGACCCUGGGGCUGUCCCACGUGGCCGGGAUGUGCCAGCCCCACCGGAGCUGCAACAUCAACGAGGACACGGGGCUGCCGCUGGCCUUCACCGUGGCCCACGAGCUGGGACACAGUUUUGGGAUUCAGCAUGAUGGAAGCAGCAAUGACUGUGAGCCAGUUGGGAAAAGACCUUUCAUCAUGUCUCCACAGCUCCUGUAUGACACGUCCCCACUCACCUGGUCCCGCUGCAGCCGCGAGUACAUCACACGCUUCCUCGACCGGGGCUGGGGGCUGUGCCUCGAUGACCCCCCGGCCCGGGAGCUGCUGGACUUUCCCCUGGUGCCCCCGGGUGUCCUGUACGACGUGGGCCACCAGUGCCGCCUGCAGUACGGCCCCUACUCCACCUUCUGCGACGACAUGGACAGUGUCUGCAGCACGCUGUGGUGCACGGUGGGGAACACGUGUCACUCCAAGCUGGACGCAGCUGUGGAUGGCACAGCCUGCGGGGAGAGCAAGUGGUGCUUCAAUGGCGAGUGUGUUCCCGUGGGCUUCCGGCCCGAGCCCAUCGACGGCGGCUGGAGCUCCUGGAGCGCCUGGGCCUCCUGCUCGCGCAGCUGUGGGGCGGGAGUGCAGAGCGCCGAGAGGCACUGCAGCCAGCCCACGCCCAAGUACGGGGGCCGGUACUGCCUGGGCGAGCGCAAGCGGUUCCGGAUCUGCAACGUGCGGCGCUGCCCCCCGGACGGGCCCUCCUUCCGCCAGGUGCAGUGCAGCCAGUUCAACCCCAUGCUCUACAAGGGCAAGCUCUACAAGUGGACACCGGUGCCCAACAACAUGAACCCCUGCGAGCUGCACUGCCGGCCCGAGCACGAGUACUUUGCGGAGAAGCUGCGGGACGCCGUGGUGGACGGCACGCCCUGCUACGACAGCGACGCCAGCCGCGACGUCUGCAUCAACGGCAUCUGCAAGAACGUGGGCUGUGACUAUGAGAUUGACUCUCACGCCGUGGAGGAUCGCUGCGGGGUGUGCCACGGGGACGGCUCCACCUGCCACACCGUGCACAAGACCUUCGAGGACAGCGAGGGGCUGGGCUACGUGGACAUUGGCAUUAUCCCCGUGGGAGCCCGGGAGAUCCGGAUUGAGGAGGUGGCAGAAGCCGGGAAUUUCCUGGCGCUGCGGAGCGAGGACCCCGAGAAGUAUUUCCUGAAUGGAGGCUGGACCAUCCAGUGGAACGGGGACUACAGGGUGGCAGGGACCACCUUCACCUACAAGAGGACAGGCAACUGGGAGAACCUCACCUCUCCAGGGCCCACCGUGGAGCCCGUGUGGAUCCAGCUGCUGUUCCAGGAGACCAACCCCGGGGUGAGGUACCAGUACACGAUCCAGCGCCCGGCUGACAGCGAGAACGAGAUUGAGCAGCCCGAGUUCCUGUGGCGCUUUGGCUCCUGGACCACCUGCACGGCCACCUGUGGGACAGGGGUGCAGCGGCAGGUGGUGCACUGCGUGGAAAGGCUGGCGGGGCUGGUGGAGGAGCGGUUCUGCGAUGCCCUGACGCGCCCCGACGACCAGCAGCGCACCUGCAGCGAGGAGCCCUGCCCGGCCAGGUGGUGGGUGGGUGAGUGGCAGCAGUGCUCAGCCACGUGUGGCCGGGCAGGGCUGAUGAAGAGGACGGUGCUGUGCAUCCAGAGCGUGGGGCUGGACGAGCAGAGGGCCCUGCAGCCAGCGGACUGCCAGCACCUCACCAAGCCAGAUGCCACCAUGCCCUGCCACCCAGAGGUCCCCUGUCCCUCCCCGUGGGCUGUGGGCAACUGGUCUGAGUGCUCGGUGACCUGUGGGAACGGGACCCAGCGGCGCCCGGUGCACUGCAGCAACAGCACCGGCACCCCGUGUGACCCUGCCCGCAGACCCAGCCCCGAGAGGGCCUGCUCCUCGCCGCAGUGCCACCAGAGAUGGGACAGCACCGACUGGUCUGGCAGCGGCUCCUCCAGCAGGGAGCUGUUCAAUGACAUCCAGUACGUCCCCAGCAAGCACGUGCCUCAGUUUAACCCCUUCAUCCCGCACGGCCCGGAGUCCAACGAGGUCAACGUCAUCACCGAGGAGGACUUCUCAGCCAGGAAAGGAAACGUCUUUGUGGAUGACUUUUACUACGAUUAUAACUUCAUCAACUUCCACGAGGAUCUGUCCUACUACCCCUUCACGGAGAAGGAGAGCAGAGGCGAGGGGCCAAGGGCAGAGCUGAGCACGGAUGGCACCGAGGGGCCCUGGGAGGCGCCCACCGAGGCCCUGCUCACCACAGAGCUGGGAGCAGAGGGCCAGGGGCAGCCAGGCCCCCGGGAGGAGCACACCUCUGCCCCUGUGCGUGGGCGACACACAGAGCCUGGGGGUUCGGGCAGGAACGACCUCCUGAGCGUGGUCCCCGAGGAUGUGGGAUCAGCCGCUCCCAGAUACACCACCCCUGCCUUUCUGGGGCAGCAGGAGGAGGAGGGUGCAGUGCCUGUGCCCCACUCUGAGCACCCCCCGCCCACCCAGAGCUCCAUGGGCCCUGACUCUGCAAACCGCGGCCACGCACCCUGGGAUGAGCCCCAGGGAGCCGUGCCCAGCAGGAGCAGCCUGGGGCAGGGUGUCCCCGCUCCCUGGGGUCCCCACCCUGCCGGUGUGGGCUGGGGCGGUGCCCGGGUGGACGUGUCCCUGGGGCCAGCAGCACGGGGCAGCAGCGAGGGCAGUGUGGGCACACAGGGGCAUGGCACUGCAGGGAGAGGCCGUGGGGACUCCAGGGAAAUGGCUCUGGCCACCAGCAGUGACAGUCCUGGUGCAGCCCCACAGCCCAGCGAGCAGCACGGGUGGGCAGGGGUGCCAGAGGGGAUGCUGGACACGCGGGCAGGAGGGCAAUCACAUGGCAUGCAGAGGGCAGAUCUUGCCUUGCCCACCCCGCAGGGCCCGGGCUGGGGGGUAGCAGGGAAUGCUGGCAGCCCCCACCCUGUCCUGAGCCCCCCUCCUGUGGGUGCUGAUGGGGCUCCCGUGGGGCAGGGAGGGCUCCAGCCAGAGCUGCACGGCCCCACAGCCCCCACCUCCACCCCCUCUAUGGCCACAGCAGCCCCUGCAGUGUCCCUGUCCCCUGCCAUGGCCGGGCCAGCCCCCCAGCUCACCCCCAGGGGCCGGCAGGGUGGCCUGGGCCCAGCCGUGCCCACAGCCCCAGCUGCCCACAGUGCAGGGUCCCCCCGGGAAUGGGGGGCACAGGGGGUGUCCCUGCACCCGGAUCCGGCAUUGUCCCACACCGAGCUGACCUCCCAUGGGACCCCCCUCAGCAUCCCUGCUCCGAGGGACCCCUCACCAUGGGCACCCCCAGGGAUACCAACAAAGGAUCCCUCACCGUGGGCACCCUCAGGGAUACCAACAAAGGACCCCUCACCAUGGGCACCCCCAGGGAUACCAACAAAGGACCCCUCACCGUGGGCACCACCAGGGAUACCAACAAAGGACCCCUCACCAUGGGCACCCCCAGGGAUACCAACAAAGGACCCCUCACCAUGGGCACCCCCAGGGAUACCAACAAAGGACCCCUCACCGUGGGCACCCUCAGGGAUACCAACAAAGGACCCCUCACCGUGGGCACCCUCAGGGAUACCAACAAGGGACCCCUCACCGUGGGCACCCCCAGAGACAUCAAUGAAGGACCCCUCACCAUGGGCACCACCAGGGAUACCAAUGAGGGACCCCUCACCAUGGGCACCACCAGAGACAUCACCGACAGACCCCUCACCAUGGGCACCACCAGAGACAUCACCGAGGGACCCCUCACCAUGGGCACCCUCAGCAGUGUCAGUGAGGGACCCCUCACCAGACAUCAAUGAAGGACCCCUCACCAUGGGCACCACCAGGGAUACCAACGAGGGAUCCCUCACCGUGGGCACCCCCAGGGACAUCAAUGAGGGACCCCUCACCAUGGGCACCACCAGAGACAUCACCGACGGACCCCUCACCAUGGGCACCCCCAGAGACAUCAACAAAGGAGCCCUCACUAUGGGGACACCUGCCUCUGGUGACGGGGGGCAGGAGUUGUCCCAGCCCACCCCUUUGUCCCCCCCGCUCUGGGAGAAGAGGCUGGAGGAGGAGGAGGAGGAGGAGGAGGAAGAGGAGGAGGCUGUGCUUCCACCAUCACCCUCUGCAGCAGCCACUGCCAAGCCCAGCUGGGAGGUCGGGAACUGGAGUGAGUGCUCGGCCACGUGCGGCCUGGGUGCGGUGUGGCGCUCGGUGCGCUGCAGCAGUGGCGCUGACGGUGGCUGUCCCAUGGCCGACAGGCCCGUCCCCGCCCGGAGGUGCUCCCUGAGACCCUGCUCGGCCUGGCGUGUGGGCACCUGGAGCAAGUGCUCCAGGAGCUGCGGCGGGGGCACCAAGGUGCGGGACGUUCACUGCGUUGACACGCGGGACCAGCGGCUGCUGCGGCCCUUCCACUGCCAGGCGGGGCUGGCACAGCCCCCGGCACAGCUGCCCUGCCACAGUGCCCCGUGCCUGGACUGGUACACGUCCUCCUGGAGAGAGUGCUCAGAGCCGUGUGGCGGCGGGGAGCAGGCCCGGCUGGUGACGUGCCCGGAGCCGGGGCGCUGCGAGGAGAGCCUGAGGCCCAACAGCACCCGGCCCUGCAACAGCCAGCCCUGCACCACCUGGGUGGUGGGCUCCUGGGGACAGUGCUCAGCUCCCUGUGGAGGGGGCAUCCAGCGGCGGCAGGUGAAGUGCAUCGACACCAGGAGCGGGGUGGCCGAGGAGGACAGCAGCCUGUGUGACCACGAGCCGUGGCCAGAGAGCACCCAGAAGUGCAACCCGCAGGAGUGCGACAGCUCCGAGCCAGGCGUCCCCUGCGAGCGCGACCGCCUGAGCUUCGCCUUCUGCCAGACGCUGCGGCUGCUGGGCCGGUGCCCGCUGCCCACGGUGCGUGCCCAGUGCUGCCGCAGCUGCCAGCCCGCCCUGCCAGCGCCGGGGCGGCAGCGCGGCCAGCAGCGCCUGGCCCGCAGGUGA
Molecule: messenger RNA, 6177 nt
Organism: Melospiza melodia melodia
Lineage: Eukaryota; Metazoa; Chordata; Aves; Passeriformes; Passerellidae
Gene: ADAMTS7
Product: ADAM metallopeptidase with thrombospondin type 1 motif 7
Exons: 26
Coding region: 1-6177 (2058 amino acids)
Biological process (GO): extracellular matrix organization; proteolysis
Molecular function (GO): metalloendopeptidase activity
Source: RefSeq, a predicted model, not a curated record